UCACUGCACGCAGACAAGUUGUCCCACGUUUUCUUUGAUUUCUAUGAACAACGAUGUUUAAAAGGUUUUCCGCGAUUACGCGCUGUUUAAAAAGUGUCGCACGGAGAACUAUGUUUGUUAUUGAGGUUUUUAAAGCAGGAGAAUAAGACGUUGUACUAUACCUGUUUGGAUCAUCUUAAAAACGCUAACCAAAAUCCCGGCAAGAGUUAGAUAUUUCAUGUCUGCCUUAAUAGUACUUAUUCUAGUCGGGCUAAACAUCAGUCAUCGAUGUGACGUAUGAAGGUGAAUUUUAACAUAAUUUGUUGGUGCUUUUCUUCACCUGGCUUUGCAUUGAUUUAAUCUUACCAGUGUUGCGCUGAUUUCGAAUCAUGACAUUGGACUAAAACAAAAAAUUAUAUGGCAUCCUCGUCUCGGAGAGGCGAUGGUCAGCGCAUCACUGUCGACAGGCUCUUAAGUGACUCAAAAGCCCGAUUCUUGAGUGGCAGUCUUUGUUGCAGUUGGUACAGAUGUAGUUUGUGGCCUCACGAACUGAUACUUGUCGUUCCUUUCUCGCCGCCCGCUUGAUUGUCGCCUCGGCCCUGGCCUUCGUCUCGGCCCUGAGUGCCCCCUCCUUCACACCGUGACGCCAGGCGGCGCGGACUUGCGCGAGGACCUCCCAGGUAUUGGGAUUGAAUUCAGCGAGUCGCAGGUCACGCUUGCAAACAUCCUUAAAGCGAAGGAGAGGUCGGCCCACGCGUCGGGCGCCCUCCCACAGUUCCCCGUAGAGGACUUGCCUUGGCAAGCGAUCGGGUUCCAUACGGUAAACAUGACCGAGCCACCGUAGGCGUCUUUGGAUGAGUAGUGUAGGGAUGCUCGGCAUGUCGGCUCGUUUACUGAUAAGCUAAAGCUGGGACUCUCGUUCGCCAUAAUUUGUGUUUACCAGCCUAUCUUUCCCUUAUAAGAUAAACUCUUGUCCCCACCUCGAUUAGUUUUGGAACUAGUUUCGGGGGCAAGCAAUUCUUUUAUUUAUAGGCAAAGACAAGAAAAUGAAAUAAAAUUGAAUUGUUUUGAAACUAAUGACAUCAUCAACAGCUUGCAGCUUCAAACAAGUACGAUCUAUCGUCCAUAAUUUGGCAGACACUCAACUGCAGUAAUAUAGAAAAGAAAACUUAAAUAAAUUAUCAUCAUCACUUAUACGUGCUGAGUUUAACUUUUCUUAUAAUUAUUUCCAGGGAAAUAUAUGAUAGUUGACUUGACAGGAUCUUUUAGCAUUGCAAUUUUGAAGCCUACAGCAAAAUAAGUUGGUCGAAAUCUCAGCUGGUUGAAAUGUUAGAAGAACAAGACACCACGCAAUGCUUUAGGAAAGUAUCAUGGCUCUUUACUGGAAAACGUUUCAAGGAUAGUUCAUGGUCAUGGAUCGUGUGUGUUUCAGCAGCGGUUUGCCAUGCUGUUAAUCUUGGUAUGGUACUUAGCUUUGGUGUUCUGUUCCCGACUUUGAUGGACUACUUUGACGAGACCAGAGAGAGAACAGCUUUUGUCGGCUCAAUCGGUCUGGGCAUGGUAUGGUUUGCAAGUCCGCUGGCAGGCUAUCUGUGUGAUCGCUUUGGAUGGCGUAUCACAUGUUUCUUGGGAGGCACGCUAUGCAUUGCGGGUCUGGUGUCGACAUCAUUCGUCCAGAGCUUCACAGUGAUGUACUUCACGUACAGCGCCUUGUACGGUUUAGGAACUUGCUUCAUAUGCAAUUCUUGUUUUCUUGCAAUUGCUAAGUAUUUUACAGACAAGUUGUCUGUAGCUACUGGCAUCGUUUCAUUGGGCGCGGGUGUAGGGGUCCUCUACACCGGACCUUUGCUUCAAGUCCUCUUAGACUCGUUUGAAUGGAGGAACACUUUUAGAAUAAUGGCAGCAACUUACGUCCUUGUUUGCAUUUUGAGUCUGAGUUUUAAUCCAUACGUAGAAGAAAUAGCAACAGUGGAGAACUUAAGCAUUGAAAGGAACAACAAAGACGAAGAAAGAGACGACAAGUCAGGCAUCUCUCUUUACUGCAGUGUGUGGAGCUUUCCUGCUUACACUGUUAUUGUAACGUCGUUCACGAUUGCCAAUUUUGGGAUGUAUAUUCCUUACAUCAAUCUGGUCAAGUACUGUGAAGAUAUUAGAAUCUCUGCACAGAAAGCUUCUCGGCUGUUCAUUUUUAUCGGCCUUGCCUCAUGUGUCGCUCGCUUGAUGACGGGAAGACUAUGUAACAACAAAAGAGUUAAUCCAGUGUACGUUUAUCAAUCAUGCUUGGUAACAGCUGGUCUCGCCGCCUUUAUGCUACCGUUCACCACAAAAUAUUGGAGCCUUAUCGUUUUCAGUGUCAUUUAUGGGCUGAGCGAUGGUAUUUACAUAACAACUCAGAAUUUUAUUCUACUGACGGUUGUGGACAGCAAGAGAACCACGGCCUCUUUCUGCAUCAACAAUGUGUUAUAUUCGUUUUCUGCAGCCGCCGGUGGACCAGUUGCUGGUGAGUUUAUAAUAUCACUUCAAACCGAGCGCGAGAAUUGUCCAGGGGGAGCGCAGGCCUGAGGUCUUGACCGGAAGUACAGUACGUUUUCAGUGCAGCGUGUCCGGUACAAAAAGGCAAAAAAGCCAUUUAGCUCUUCCAGUAUGGCCAUGAACUAUAACCCUACAGACGAAUUUCAUGAAACUUGGC
Messenger RNA from Orbicella faveolata, 2668 nucleotides. Its product is annotated as monocarboxylate transporter 10-like. The record is from RefSeq and is a predicted model, not a curated record. Gene Ontology annotation, biological process: transmembrane transport. Lineage: Eukaryota; Metazoa; Cnidaria; Anthozoa; Scleractinia; Merulinidae. Gene Ontology annotation, molecular function: transmembrane transporter activity.